This is a messenger RNA of Colletotrichum fioriniae, 1086 nucleotides long. RefSeq lists its product as uncharacterized. Gene Ontology annotation, molecular function: DNA binding; zinc ion binding. Lineage: Eukaryota; Fungi; Ascomycota; Sordariomycetes; Glomerellales; Glomerellaceae. The record is from RefSeq and is a predicted model, not a curated record. Gene Ontology annotation, biological process: DNA-templated transcription.
AUGUCCAGCACCGAGACUGCGCUAAGAACCUUCGACACCGGCCGAACUAUCUGGACGCUCACCGGGCUCGCCAUCAGAAUAGCAGAAUCCCUCGGCGUACACGAAGACGGCUCCCGUCUCGGCCUGGGUCCCUUUGAGACGGAAAUGCGUUGUCGUCUCUGGUGGCAUCUCACCGCCCUAGACGCCACGGCGCCCGAAAGCCACGGAUUCAACAACACAAUGGCCGACCGCGGCAAAAUCUUUCGCUUACCGCUGAAUGUGAACGAUACCGAACUGUGGCCCCAUAUGGACAAGGUUCCUGCUGGAAGAGAGGAGUGGACAGAGACAACCUUUUCCAUCAUGAAUUUAGACCUCUGCCGCAACCUACGCCACGCCGUCUCCGCUGUCGGGGCGGCCGACGAGCAGACGAGGGAGGCCAAGAUCCAGCAGACGGAGUCCUCCGUAGCCCAUCGCUGGCUCCGAUUCGCGCCCAAAAAUAACGACGUGUGUCGUGCCGCAGAGUCUUUGCUUCGGAUAUCUGUAUCCAAAGCGCGAUUCAUCUUGAUGCUCCAGGCAUGGCUCUCGACGCCGAUGGAACAAGAGUGCAGGUACCGGUACCUGCCCCAUUCCCUCUUCACCACUGCCAUUGGACUGCUGGAGCAAGGGUAUCUGCUUCAAUCAGGGAAGCUUCUCCCUGGGUACGCUUGGUUCUACCAGCAGCAUCCGCAGCUGUACGCCCUGUUCCUCACGCUCCGCACGCUCGUCGAUUCGCCCGAACGAGGGGAGGCGGAGCGCGGUUGGAUUGCUGUGGAUAACUAUAUUGCCUGCCUCACUGAUUUUGAAGAGGCCAAUGAGCGAAGGGGGAAGAAGAGUUGCGUGUGGGCGGCUAUGGGGCCGUUGCGAGACCGGGCGAGGGAGUCGAUUCGACAACAUGAAACCGCUGAGGAAACGUCAAUACCGGCGGCAGCAGCGUCCCCAAAGAUGCCGCCUGGAGAGAAUUCUGGCACUGGACUAUCACAACCGUGGAAUGCAAUCACGCUUGAGCCGCUGGCGUUUGACAACAUUCUUACGUGGCAUGAUUUCUCGGAUCUAUUCGAUGUUAUUUGA